UGUACUCGUAGAGUCGUCAUCAGCUAGUUGCAAUAUACUGCCUGAGACCGUUACAGUCCCUUGAGAGAGCAUAAUACAAAAGAUACUGACAUUGGAUUCAGACCCACAGGAUGACGUGUCCAACUUAAUUUUACCGUUAAAUUAUAUCCGUACCUUUCAUUCCCUCAUAGCCUUGAGCGGGGACUCAUCCUAGUGCCUCUGAUUGUACCUAAAUUCUUCAGCCAAAGCGACAUGUCAGAGAGGACUAUAUUUGAAGCAGCGAGACAUGGGGAUUGUACCCGUCUUCAGCAACUACUCGACGAUGGCAAAGACCUUGAUGUUAGGGACAGCAACGGGCGGACAGCGCUGUCGUGGGCUGCGGAGGGGGAGAAUAUGGAGGUGGUUCGAUGGCUGCUCGCAAAAAAGGUCGAUGUGAAUGUCAAGGAUAGCAAGGGGCGGACGGCGCUGUUCUGGGCUGUGAAGGAAAGAGGACGUGCGAUCGGGGCUGUGAAGGAAAGAAGACGUGCGACGGGGCCGUUUAGGGCAGCAGGAGCAGGAUUCGGGUCGAGAGUUGAACCGGCAGAUGAAACGGUUGGGGAGUUGCUGCUCAGAGACAACCGUACCAUUGUUGAUUCUACGGACAACGACGGGCGGACGGCGCUGUUAUGGGCCGUAGAAAAGGGGGACUUGGUAAUAGUGGAAGAACUGCUGAAAAGAGAGGAUGUUAAUGUAAACAUUAAGGAUAACAACGGGCGGACGGCGCUGUCGCGGGCUGCAGAGGGGGAGAAUAUGGAGGUGGUUCGAUGGCUGCUCGCAAAAAAGGUUGAUGUGAAUGCCAAGGAUAGCAAGGGGCGGACGGCGCUGUUCUGGGCUGUGAAGGAAACAGGACGUGCGACGUGGUCGUUUAGGGCAGCAGGAGCAGGAUUCGGGUCGGGAGUUGAACCACGGGCGGACGGCGCUGUUAUGGGCCGUAGAAAAGGGGGACUUGGUAAUGGUGGGAGAACUGCUUAAAAGAGAGGAUGUUAAUGUGAACAUCAGGGAUAACAACGGGCGGACAGCGCUGUCGCGGGCUGCGGGAAAAGGGAAUGUGGAGGUAGUGCGACAACUGCUGGGCAAAGAAGGUGUUAAUCUGGACAUCACGGACAACAACGGACGGACGGCGCUGUCAUGGGCUGCGCAGAAAGGGAAUGUGGAGGUAGUGCGACAGUUGCUGGGCAAAGAGAGU
This is a messenger RNA of Parathielavia appendiculata, 1204 nucleotides long. RefSeq names its product ankyrin. Gene Ontology annotation, molecular function: protein binding. The transcript has 3 exons. The record is from RefSeq and is a predicted model, not a curated record. NCBI's taxonomy places the organism in Eukaryota, Fungi, Ascomycota, Sordariomycetes, Sordariales, Chaetomiaceae. Bases 232 to 990 code for a protein of 252 amino acids.